UCAAUUUGGGACGGAGGGAAUAGUAUAUAAGCAAAUAUACUUGAUUAAUUUUAGACUUUGGUUCUGAAUUUUUUCAUAAUUUCCUCAGUAAAAAUAAAAAUAAAAAUAAAUUCCUAUGCCUGUGAUAUCUUCUUCCUUCCAUAAAUUUGUGCGGCUCCUGCCUUACUCUCACUACCCCUCUCAACUUAUCUUCACCAUCUCCGCCGCCACUACCGCUCAUCUCCGCCGUACAAUGACAACCUCCGCCGCCGCCGCUAACCCAUCAAACACCCGUCUAGGAUGGAUCGGUACCGGAGUGAUGGGCCGUUCUAUGUGCGCCCACUUAAUCAACGCUGGGUACACUCUCACUAUCUUCACCCGUACACCAUCCAAAGCCCAAGAACUCAUCUCCAUGGGAGCUCAAUGGGUCGACACUCCAAACGCCGUCGGUGCUCAAUCCGACGUCGUUUUUACCAUCGUUGGCUACCCUUCUGAUGUUCGCCAGGUUAUUCUUGAUUCGAAUUCCGGUGCUCUUUCUGGUCUUCGUAGAGGAGGAGUGAUUGUCGAUAUGACUACUUCUGAACCUUCGCUCGCGGUUGAAAUUCACUCCGCUGCCUCUGCUGUUGGGUGUUCUGCCAUUGAUGCACCCGUUUCUGGAGGCGAUCGCGGAGCGAGGAAUGCUGCUUUAUCGAUAUUCGCUGGUGGGGAAGAAGCGGUUGUUGAAAGGGUGAAACCAUUGUUUAGCCUUCUUGGUAAAGUUUAUUACAUGGGUGGUCCUGGAAAAGGGCAGUUUACGAAACUGGGGAAUCAAGUUGUGAUUGCUUCCUCUAUGGUGGGACUAUGUGAGGGGUUAAUUUUCGCGCAUAAAGCUGGUUUGGAUUUGAAUCACUUCUUGAAUGCGAUUUCAACAGGUGCUGCUGGCUCGAAAUCUUUAGACUUGUAUGGUAACAGGAUACUUAAUAGGGAUUUGGAACCUGGAUUUUAUGUGAAUCAUUUUGUUAAGGAUUUGGGAAUAUGUUUGAGGGAAUGUCAGAACAUGGGUCUCGCUUUGCCUGGGUUGGCGUUGGCUCAGCAGCUAUAUCUCUCGCUUAAAGCUCAUGGUGAGGGUGAUUUGGGAACCCAAGCUCUCGUUCUUGCGCUUGAGAGGAUUAACAAUGUGUCCCUUCAAUCUGUUGGCAAAGCUUCUCUUUGAUCCUUGACUACUUUGCAUCCGUUUUAUGAAUGUUAAUGUUCUUACAUUUGUAUUAUGUAUCCAUUUGUGAAUGUUAAUGUUGAAGGUGGUGAGAGUUUGAAUAA
Messenger RNA from Capsicum annuum, 1275 nucleotides. Its product is annotated as probable 3-hydroxyisobutyrate dehydrogenase-like 1, mitochondrial. The transcript has a single exon. Gene Ontology annotation, molecular function: NADP binding; oxidoreductase activity; NAD binding. Lineage: Eukaryota; Viridiplantae; Streptophyta; Magnoliopsida; Solanales; Solanaceae. The record is from RefSeq and is a predicted model, not a curated record. Bases 116 to 1171 code for a protein of 351 amino acids.